UUUUAAUACCAUAAUUAAAACAAUUGCUAUGCAGAUAUGUUGCCAUAACUUUGAUCUUAAUUGAACGUCGAUAUUUCAGCCACACACAGCUGUAUAAUCUUUGUAGUAUGCUAUAAUUAUCCGAACUUAACCAGUUCGAUUCAGCCCUUAUCUAAACAAGCUCACACACUUUUCAAUGAACUUUUACCCAUCAGACAAUAAUUAGUUCAGUGAUAAUCAACUUGGUGACAUAUCAAUUAAUGUAGCGUUCCGUCGAUCUGGAACCGGUCCAAUGUAGACGCAUCAAGUACGGAGCCAAUAUCUGAUGUCAGAGUAAAUUUAUAAUCACGCAUAUUUAUUGAUUUUUGACAGUAAGGUUUCCAUCACUCAGAUAUAAGUUGUUCAGUGCCCUAAGAAGGGAUAUCGACUUUGUCUAUGGCUCGUGCAUGCGUCAUCGGAGCCGGCGCCGCUGGUUUGUGCACCGCUCGCCACCUGCUUGAGGAGCCCUGCGUCAGCCAGGUAGACAUCUUGGAACAAGCGCCGCAGCUCGGGGGCACCUGGGUAUACACCGAAAACGUUGGCUACGAUGACUUUGGACUUCCUAUUCAUACAAGCAUGUACAAAAGUUUGAGGACUAAUCUCCCGAAGGAAAUCAUGGGAUUCCCGGACUUCCCAGUACCUGAAAGCGACAAGUCUUACCUACCAGCUAAAGAUAUGCUGGCCUUCUUACAGCUGUAUGCUGACAGACAUGGUGUCACGGAAAAGAUAAGGUUCAGCCACCACGUGCAGCUAGUGAUUCCCAAGCAAGGACCUUCUGGAGAACUCUGGGAUGUGACCUUCAAGAACAUGACCACUGGAGUCACGGAGACGAAGGAGUACGACUACGUGUUCGUCUGCAACGGCCAUUAUAACACGCCCUUCAUACCACACAUACCAGGGCUGAAGGAAUUCCAAGGUGACGUCAUGCAUAGUCACGACUACAGGGUACCGGAAGUGUUUUCUGACAAACGGGUCCUAGUCAUUGGUGCCGGACCUUCUGGCAUGGACAUCGCUUUGGAGCUCACCAGCGUCUCCAAAAAAGUGAUCCUGAGUCACCAUCUUAAAGAACAUCCCCGGACCGUGUUCCCUGAGAACUUGGAACAGAAACCAGAUGUGGAGAGGCUUGAUGGUACUAAGGCAUGCUUCCAGGAUGGCAGCGAAGAGGAAAUUGAUGUAGUGUUCUUAUGUACUGGUUACCUGUACAACUUCCCAUUCCUCCACGAGUCGUGCGGCAUCGUGGUAGAGGAGAACUGCGUGGAGCCGCUCUACAAGCACAUCGUGAACAUGAAACACCCCUCCAUGUGCUUCAUCGGGGUGCCCUACUACGUCUGUGCCUUCUCCAUGUUCGAUCUACAGGUUCGAUACUACGUGCGCUCAAUGAACGGAACCUUCAGACUGCCGAACCCUGAGCAGAUGGCGGAACACUGGGAGCAGGAGAAGAGGGACCGUGCGGCUCGAGGGUUCACGAAGCGGCAAGCGCAUAUGAUGGGACCAGACCAGGAAAAAUACUACGCCUCAUUAGCAACAGAAGCGAAGACCAAGACUCUUCCGUCCGUUAUGACUAAGAUUAGGGACGAGAGCUCGAUCCGUUUCCUGCACAACCUCAAGCACUACCGGCAAGACGUGUACAAGAUCAUCGACGACGAUACCUACGAGAUCAUCAGUAAUGGGAAGAGGGAAGUCAUUUGUUGAGCCUCAACGGACAACUUACUUAAUUAGUUCUAAGGUUUAGUUCUAGCUCUACACUUAACUCGAAUAUACAUAGGUACUUCUGUAGUUAUGACAGCCUGGUAGCUAAGGUAAAAUCUUUUUUGUGUCUAAAAUUGGAUUUUUCAAUGUUUUCCUGUUUUAGCUUGUAUUUAUUUUAUAAUGUUAUUUUCAGACAUGUAUUAAUUACCAUCAUACGAAUAAUAAAGUCUGAUAUGGUUAUAAGUUGUUUCAAUAAAACACAAAAAUUCA
Trichoplusia ni (cabbage looper) is the source of this 1977-nucleotide messenger RNA. It is a transcript of the gene Fmo-1, whose product is annotated as senecionine N-oxygenase. Gene Ontology annotation, molecular function: flavin adenine dinucleotide binding; N,N-dimethylaniline monooxygenase activity; NADP binding. NCBI's taxonomy places the organism in Eukaryota, Metazoa, Arthropoda, Insecta, Lepidoptera, Noctuidae. The coding region runs from base 415 to 1710 and encodes 431 amino acids. The record is from RefSeq and is a predicted model, not a curated record. The transcript is spliced from 8 exons.